AUGGGCAGUCAUUACCAGCGCUCUGUGCCUCUAGAAGUGAGGAGAGCAGAGGGAGAGAGAGUCCGGGCCAAACAUCCAGACAAAAUACCAAUCAUUGUGGAAAGGGCUCAGAGGUCCCGAGCGCCAGAACUGGACAAGAAGAAAUACCUCGUUCCAUCAGAUUUAACAGUGGGGCAGUUGUGUUUCUUGAUACGUCAGCGUGUGUCUUUGAGGCCAGAGGAGGCACUGUUCUUCUUCGUCAACAACUCCCUCCCCCCUUCCAGCUCCCCGCUCUCUGCUGUUUAUGAGGAGCACCACGACGACGACUUAUUCCUGUACAUGACCUACAGCAACGAGAGCGUGUACGGCUGA
Messenger RNA from Knipowitschia caucasica, 351 nucleotides. Lineage: Eukaryota; Metazoa; Chordata; Actinopteri; Gobiiformes; Gobiidae. The record is from the annotation of a GenBank genome assembly.